Insectozyma verbasci is the source of this 1716-nucleotide messenger RNA. NCBI's taxonomy places the organism in Eukaryota, Fungi, Ascomycota, Pichiomycetes, Serinales, Debaryomycetaceae. The record is from the annotation of a GenBank genome assembly.
AUGGACCAUCAACCAUCUCCUCCAACUACUAUUAAUUCAAAGAAUGAAUUAACUGGUAAUGAAGAUUUUCCUGAUGUUAAUGAUCCAAUUUUUAAAGAUGAUGAUACAUUAUCAUCAAAUGCUGCAAAUAAAAGUGAUUUAAAUAAUAAUGUUGCAAUUCAAUUUAAAAAUGAUGAAGAAAAUAACAACACAACAAUUUUAGAAGAUUUUAAAGAUGAUAAUAAUAAUGAUCAAGGUUUAACUUUGGAAAAUAUAACUACUUUAUCAGAAUCAGAUAUUAAAAACAAUGAUUUCAAUUAUUCAGAUACACGGAAUAAGUCAAAAUCAAUAGAGCAAGAUCAUCUGAUGGAGUCGCUUAAUAAUACAGAUAGGAACCUACCAGAAAUGCAACUGUUUCAAGUGUCAAAAUCAGAAGAAAAUUAUUCACCUUAUCAUCAAGAAACACCAAAUAAUGAAUUUGCAACACCACCACCAUCAAACAAUCUGCCGGUAUUAUCACCAAUUGAACAAAAAAUAAACAUACUUAUAAACUCAAAUCCAUUAAAUAUUGAAGAAUAUGCAAACCAUUUAAAUAAAUUGGGGGAAUUAUUAUAUGACGGUGAUUUUGAUUCAAUACAUCUUAACAAUUUACAUAAUAAACUUACCAGUUUAAUGAAUAGUUUAAACAAUUAUCUUGAUCCUCAAAGUCCAUUAAAUAACAGAUUAUAUUUAAUAAUUGAAAAAAAUUUCGACAUACUUAUAAAAUUAUCAACCAAUUAUAAAUUUGUUGAAAUUUCAACAUUAUCAAUAAGAUACCUAACUACAGUUUUCAUGAAUUUAAAUUAUUGGGAAAUUUAUAAUUUGUUAACUUGGAAACCAUCAAUUUAUCAUUUUUUAAAAUUGAUUCAUUUUGAUUUAGAUGAAUGUUAUCAAAAAUUUCUUAAAGAUUAUUCAAAUUAUUCAUAUGAUAAAGUGGCACAACCAAUAAUUAAAAAGAGAAUAAGAUUAACUAAAAGAAGAAGACUUGAUAGAUUAACUGAUGAAGAAUAUUUUAUGCAUUUAACACCAGAAGAAAGAGAAGCAAGAAGCUCACAAUUCUUUUCAUUAAAUCCAGAUACCACAGAUCAUGAUAGAUAUAUCGCAGAUAUAGUAUCCGGAGCAAGUAAAGAAAAGAGAAGAUUUAGACCAGAUGUUAAAUUAGAACACCACAAGAUUAUUAAAAAACCAAUACCAAUAAUAGAUAAAGGAUCUACAAAAUCAUCAAAUUAUGAUCCCGAUGUUGUUCAUGAAUGUCAAUUACCAUCAGCUGAAGAGCCUCAUAAGUUAUGUUUACGUCGAUUUUCUCGUAAAUAUGAAUUAAUAAGGCAUCAAGAAACUGUACAUUCAAAAAAGAAGAAAUUAUUUAAAUGUUAUGUUUGUGUUAAACAAAAUCCUGGAAUUGGACCAAGAAUCUUUACAAGACAUGAUACUUUAGCAAAACAUAUUAGGGUAAAUCAUAAAAUUGGAGGCAAAGAAGCAAAAGCAGAAGUUGCAUAUUCAAAAAAACAUGCAGAAAUAGUUGAAGAAGGUGAUAUUACUGUUCAUGUAGGUAGAAGAAAGACAAAAGUUGAUUUUGAAUUAAGAGCUCAUAUGGAAAAGAGAAAAUUAUCAGGAGAUGAAAGAUAUGUAGAAACUAGUGAUUUAGAUUCUGGUGAAGAAGAAUUUACAUAUAAUAAUACCCAAUUGGAUCAAAUAUAG